Molecule: messenger RNA, 1861 nt
Organism: Dicentrarchus labrax (European seabass)
Lineage: Eukaryota; Metazoa; Chordata; Actinopteri; Moronidae
Gene: ubr7
Product: ubiquitin protein ligase E3 component n-recognin 7
Exons: 12
Coding region: 516-1634 (372 amino acids)
Cellular component (GO): cytoplasm
Molecular function (GO): ubiquitin protein ligase activity; zinc ion binding
Source: RefSeq, a predicted model, not a curated record
GAUAGAUAGAUAGAUAGAUAGAUAGAUAGAUAGAUACUUUAUUUAUCCCGAGGGAAAUUCAAUGACUAAGUUUUCCGGUUUUUUUAUGCAAACAUGAACUAAAAGAUCACUGACGGUCCCUGAAGGCACCAUCAUUAGUGAUGAGAAGGAUCAAUAAUCUUUAAUAACCGGAAUAAACGUUAUUAUUGGAAUUAAAUCUCUUUAUUAGUUUGAUUUCUGGUUUUAAACUCGGUGACCUCUGACCCCGGUAUGCCGCCAAAUACGAUCUGCGGAAAUAAACCGGAAGUUGUAGUUAGGGUUAUCGGCAGCUCGCGGUUUGAUAACAAAGAUCUGAUCAGCUGAUCAGAAGAAGCGGAUUAUUGGUCGUUAUUGACCCGGUUAUUGGCUGGUUACACGCGGAGCGUACGCUGUGAAGGUCCCGGUUCGGUUCCGGUUCGGUUCCGGUUCGACUCGGAGGAUGUCGGAGGAGCAGACAGUACAACCAGUAAUCAAUAAUCUGUUUAUUGAUCAGGAGGAUGUCGGAGGAGCAGACUGUGUCUCUGGUUGAUGUUCUGGAGGAAGAUGAGGAAUUGGAGGAAGAAGCUUCAGCUGUUUUAGCAGGAAGUGACUCUGAUCACUGCUCAUAUCCUCAGGGCUACGUGAAGCGACAGGCUCUGUACGCCUGUAACACGUGCACACCGAAGGGCGGCGAGGCGGCGGGCGUGUGUCUGGCCUGUUCAUACAAAUGUCAUGAAGGUCAUGACCUCUUCGAACUUUACACCAAGAGGAACUUCCGCUGUGACUGUGGAAACAGGAAGUUCACAGAGCUGCAGUGUAAACUCUACCCGGAGAAGGACGAGGUCAACAGUCUGAACAAAUACAGUCACAAUUUCUUUGGGGUCUAUUGUACCUGCAGCCGGCCUUACCCAGACCCAGACGACCAGGUGGAGGAUGAGAUGAUUCAGUGUGUGGUGUGUGAGGACUGGCUGCACGGCAGGCACCUGGGCUGUUUGGUUCCAGACUGUGUGGAGCUGCAAGAGAUGAUCUGUGAAUCCUGUAUGAACAAAAACCCUUUCCUCUGGACCUACGCCGCUCACCUGGCAGUUCCAGGUGCAGCAGUACAGGUGAAGGAGGAAACAGAAGACUCAAACACAAACAAAAAGGAAAAGGAUGAUGAGGUCAUCCAGCCCAGCUGUAAGAGGAGCCGUGAGGAGGUGGAGUCAAGCUGCCAACUGAAAGAGCUCAGUGCGAUUGGUCAGAAAAGGGACCAAUCAGGGGCCGUAUUCUGGCCGUCAGCGUGGCGCUCCAAACUCUGUUUCUGCAGCAGCUGCCAGGAAAAUCUGUCUGCCGCCGGUCUGUCCUUCCUGUUGGACGAGUCUGACACCGUCCUCGCCUACGAGCACAAAGGGAAGAGCAAUGAGCAGACACAGCGAGGUCACGACCCCCUGAUGUCAGCACUGGACAACCUGAACCGUGUGCAGCAGCUCGAGAUCAUCCAUGGUUAUAACGACAUGAAGAGCGAACUCAAGGACUUCCUGCAGAGAUUUGCUGCUGAAGGAAAAGUCGUGACUCCUGAUGACAUCCGUCAGUUCUUCGAACAGCAGCAGAAUCGUAAGAGGCGGCGAGACGACGCCGGACCCUUCUAUUCCACCUGAGGACCUUUGACCUCCAAUUAAUGUUGAAACUCCCUUUGACCUUUCUUGACCUCCUGACUUCAUCUUCUUCCUGUUUCCUGUUGUCUCCUGUUGGUGUUGUGGAUUUUCUGGACAUUUAAAGUUUUUAUCUGCAGUUAAUUUUGAACCUCUAAGACUUCCUGUUUUUAACAUUAACUGUGUUUCAUUUUUAAUGAAAACUAAUAAAACUCAAUAAGCUGAAUUAACAA